AUGACAUCGCGUCCUUCGUCCCUUGAGCCUCCUUUACCAUUACCCGAAGCUGGCAUUCGGGAUGAUGGCAAGCCACAGUGCAAAAUUUGCAGCAAGGUGUUCAAGCGAAUGUACGCCUUGGAACGACACAUGAUUGUACACGACCCCCAUCGUGAACGUUUCGAACAUAAGUGUCCAUACAACGGCUGCAGGUUCUCUUCACUCCAAAAGUCGAACGUAAAAACGCAUAUCGCAGCAGUACACGAGAAGAUCAAGCAUACUUGUACUUUACCACGCAUUUCCGAUAAUCCCUUUGAUUUGGGCCGCGAGACGUCAGAGAAAUGCUUGCGUAUUUUUAGCGAUGCUCCCGCACUUAUCAGACACGAGAAGCGUGCACACGGAUUCUAUCGACGUCAGGCGCGGGGCACGAAUGCUGCGUCCAGAUUAGACCUGGCAGUGACGUAUCCUGAGCCACAGACCCAGUUUGUUGGCACACAGGAGGAGAGCAUCAACGCGAUCGCAUCUUCUUCGACAGAUGCAAUGUGCGACCAGAAAGACGUCGGGCGUGCCUCACAGGCCGAGAAAGUAAGGUGCUGGCUUCACACGAACGAUACACAGCCGGAAGGAGGGAUGGACUGGGAACGUGAGCCUACGCGUCACGGAGUACCUGACUCGGUUGAAGCACACAGGUCGCCAUUGACUUACGCCUCAACCUCAAAUAUGGCGUCGUUUUCGUCAUCGCAUCUCGCUCCUGUUUCUGAUGUUGAAAGUUCUGUUGCUUCUACUCUUUCAACAUCUCCGUCUCUUGCUUCCGAGCUGCUGGAUCAGCACUCCUCCAUUUCGACACAUCCUCCAUCAUACCCUCCUGCUAAUUAUUACCCUUGCACACCAACUGCUGAAUCGCAACACUCUUACAGUAGGGUCGCAGGAUAUCAGACGUCGGAAGUUGUCUAUUACGACAAUGUUGAGAAUCCCACAGUAGAGCCAUGGCUACCUCAAUGGUUAGAAACGAGACGUGUAAUGCAGGCAAAUGGACGGUAUGAAUGGGACGGUGUUGUCACGAGUCUUUCAUUUUUCGAUUGA
Fomitiporia mediterranea MF3/22 is the source of this 1062-nucleotide messenger RNA. RefSeq lists its product as uncharacterized. The record is from RefSeq and is a predicted model, not a curated record. The coding region runs from base 1 to 1062 and encodes 353 amino acids. The transcript is spliced from 2 exons. Lineage: Eukaryota; Fungi; Basidiomycota; Agaricomycetes; Hymenochaetales; Hymenochaetaceae.